This is a messenger RNA of Purpureocillium takamizusanense, 1803 nucleotides long. It is a transcript of the gene ebp2, whose product is annotated as rRNA-processing protein EBP2. The record is from RefSeq and is a predicted model, not a curated record. Lineage: Eukaryota; Fungi; Ascomycota; Sordariomycetes; Hypocreales; Ophiocordycipitaceae. Gene Ontology annotation, biological process: rRNA processing; ribosomal large subunit biogenesis. The transcript is spliced from 3 exons. The coding region runs from base 89 to 1300 and encodes 403 amino acids. Gene Ontology annotation, cellular component: preribosome, large subunit precursor; nuclear periphery; nucleolus.
AUCGCAAUUGAGCGAGCAGGCCUUGACUUUAACUUCACACCGCACCCCCCAAGUCUUGGAGCGCCGUUUCCGCCCCAAAACUGCCGCCAUGGUCACUAAGAGUAAACUACGGCUGGCUCUUGCCGCCGAGAAGGGCGUCGACUUCAACAAAGUGAAGCAAGAGAAGCAGCACAAAGCCGCCCUCAAGCGCAAGCGAGCAGAGGUCGAACAGGAGGCCCAAGAUCCGCAGCCCGAAGAACCGGAGAAAGGGGAGAGUCUUGACGACGAGGACGAGGAUGAAGACGAGGAAGAGGAUGCACAGGCCACAUUGAAUCUGGAUGGGGUGGACGACAGCGACACUUCGGAGUCAUCCAUCGAGCUCGAGGAGAAGAUAACAAGAGUAAAGAAGCCAUCGGUUACAAGGCGAGUGCCGUCUGCCGACGAUGAUAGGCAAGACGAAGAUGACGACAGCGACGAGGAUAUACCCGUGUCGGACCUGGAGGACCUCGACGAUGAGGACAAAGAAGACCUCAUUCCCCACAGCCGCCUCACCAUCAACAACACAGCCGCCUUGCAGGCCGUGCUCGACCGCAUAGCCCUCCCGACAGACAAGUCUGUUCCUUUCGCAUCGCAUCAGACUAUCCUCGCCACUGCCGACACGGCCGACUCAAUCCCUGAUGUGUCCGACGAUCUCCAGCGCGAGCUGGCAUUCUACACGCAAUGCCGAGACGCCGCCCUCAGCGGGCGCUCCAAGCUCCUAGCGGAAGGCGUCCCCUUCUCCCGGCCCAAGGAUUACUUCGCCGAGAUGGUCAAGGAGGAUGCGCACAUGGACAAGGUCAAGGCCAAGCUGCUUGAGGAGGCGUCCGCCAAGAAGGCAGCCGCCGAGGCCCGCAAGCUGCGCGAUCUCAAGAAGUUUGGCAAGCAGGUUCAGGUCGCUAAGCUACAGGAACGCCAGAAGGAGAAACGUGAGACACUUGAGAAGAUUAAGACGCUUAAGAGAAAGCGCCAAGAGUCUGGCGGCGACUUGGGCACUAAUGAGGCUGACAUGUUUGACGUCGGCGUCGAGAGCGAGCUGGCCAAGCACUCCCAACGCAGCGCCGGCAAGGGGAAGCAGUCGCAGUCCCAUAACACCAAGCGUCAAAAGAAGAAUGAAAAGUUUGGCUUCGGCGGCAAGAAGCGCCAUGCCAAGUCGGGCGACGCCCUUAGCUCAGGCGAUCUCUCCGGCUUCAAUGCUAAACAGAUGAAAGCGUCGUCGGGUCGGCCGAAGGGGAAGGCGCAGCGGCCCGGCAAGGCUAGGAGAAAGGCGAUGGGCACGCGGUAAAGGCUUGAACCUGAUGGGCCUGGCUAAGCCGGAGACCUAAUGCAUUGUGUUUUCCCAGCCACUAAUAUGCUACAUUGUGUAGGGUUGGAUACCCACGAGCAUGUCAAGCAUGUAGAUGAAGCCAAUCAAAGCAAAUCCAGGAGCCAGCCAUUCGCGCCGCCAUAGUAUGGCGGUCUGAGGCACACUGUCACGGGUAAACUUCGAUUUACUGAUUGACUCGUCUCACAUGGGAUCGCCCUUAUUCGGUGUGGAUGUGCAUUCACAAUGUACUAUCAGAAAAGGUCCGUCCAUCUAAAUGACGAUGAAUCUGAAGCAGACAGGGAGGAGCUACUGGCAAAGGAAGCAGGCUGUGUGUAAAUUCUUGCGAGCUACUACGUACACGCAUGAGACUACAAUCCUGGACGCGUGUUCGUGGUGUGCUUCAUGAGGUCGUUGUUCUCUCUAGGACGUUAAGGAAUAUGUAAAGACUUUCGAUGACUACCCUCUCCCGUGCUUCUCCUUGG